Messenger RNA from Malania oleifera, 1849 nucleotides. Its product is annotated as trihelix transcription factor ASIL2. Lineage: Eukaryota; Viridiplantae; Streptophyta; Magnoliopsida; Santalales; Ximeniaceae. The coding region runs from base 593 to 1582 and encodes 329 amino acids. The record is from RefSeq and is a predicted model, not a curated record. Gene Ontology annotation, molecular function: transcription cis-regulatory region binding. The transcript has a single exon. Gene Ontology annotation, cellular component: nucleus.
UCAACCCAUUCUCCAAUUAUCUGCUUUAGAAUGGAAGCACCCUUCUCUCUCUGUCUCUCUCUCUCUCUCUCUCCAACUAAUGCAAUUGCAAACCGACGACCAAGUGGUCAAUAGUCAACGGACUCAGAGCCAGGCCACCCACUCACGGAAGGGCUCCACCCAGCCGCCGCCGUGUGCCGCCCCCAAAAAAGCCAAUAUGAGCGGCGGCGAUGCCUCAUAUGUAUAUUAAUUGGUGGCGGUGGCGGUUAGAGGUUGACAACCCCCAUCCCCACGCCCACACCCACACCACAUUUUAGACGGUCAGAAAAAGUGGCCCUCCUUUUGCGUGCGCGCACCUCCCGCGUACGUUAGCCCUCGCCACCACCUCACCCUAGCGGUGGUCUCAUCCCAUCUAGAUCUUGAAUUCAGCCGCACCCUCCUCCCUCUCUCCACCCACCUCUCCCUUUAUCCCCCGUCAUCAUGUCCCCACACCACCACUCCCCCACCCCUCUCUCCUCCUCCUCCUCCUCCUCCUCUUCCCUAUCUCCCUCUUCUAAACUGCGCCUCCGCCCUUUUCCUCCGCCGUCGCCGCCGCCGCCGCCUACCGUUCACGAUGGCCGCUUCUUCUCCGCCCCCGCAAGACACCUCCCAUCCUUCCGCGAUCCCGCCGCCGCUCCCUGCUCCGCCCAUCUCCGCCUCCUCCCGCCGUCUCCCCCCGCCGUGCUGGUCCCACGAUGAGACCGUCGCCCUCAUCGACUCCUACCGCGACAAGUGGUACUCUCUCCGCCGCGGCAACCUCAAAGCCCCCCACUGGCAGGAGGUCGCCGACGCCGUCUCCCGCCGCUGCCCCCUCGCCUCUCCCCCCAAAACCUCCGUCCAGUGCCGCCACAAGAUGGAGAAGCUUCGCAAGCGCUACCGCACGGAACUGCAGCGAUCCCUCUCCACCCCUAAUCGCCACCGCUUCACCUCCUCCUGGGUCCACUUCAAGCGGAUGCAUUCCAUGGAGAAGGGCCCCGGCGCCGUCGCCUCCGGCAGCGACGGCCCCGACGAUGACGACGACGACGAUGACGAGAACGAUUAUGCAAACGACGUUGACGAUGAUAUGAACGGGGAUGGUGGGAAACAUGGUUUUCCUUAUAAUCGAAAUGUUAAUUCAUCGAUGAGUAAUGGAGUCGGGGGCGGUGGCGGUCGAAGCGCGUUUCGGAUUAGAAUCCCCGGCGGUUCGUCGAGUAUGGCACCGUCCGGGAUGGGGUUUCGGCCAAAGAAUCAUGAAAACCCUAAUUCUAAUUUUGGGUCUAGGGUUUUAAGGGAUGUUGCUGCUGCGGGAGGUUUGGGGGCUGGGAAAAAGGGUGGGAAAAGAGAGGAGGAAGGGGAUGCCGUGGUAGAGAUGGUCGCGGCAUUAAAGGUGUUGGGAGAUGGGUUUAUGAGGAUGGAACAGAUGAAAAUGGAGAUGGCGAGGGAGAUCGAAGCGAUGCGGAUGGAGAUGGAGAUGAAACGGACUGAGAUGAUUUUGGAGUCUCAGCAAAGGAUAGUGGAAGCCUUUGCCAAAGGAUUUUUGGAGAAGAAGAAGAAGGCAAAAAGAAUGCCCUCCCCAGAAUCGUAGAUGGGUCUGAACUGGACCAUUCUUUUUCUUGCUUGGAAGAUUCACAAAAUUGGUUAAUUUUAUGGAUGUUGCCCAAUUGAGCUCUGGGAUUCUAUGCCCUUCAAACUGAGAAGUGGGCUUCAUGUCGUGGUUUAGUGAUGUAAGUUUGCUAGUUGUAGUUUCUUGUUUAGUCCUCUUUCAUGCUACUUCUUACAUAUUUUGAUUGGUUAGAGAAAUUCGGAACUUGGUUACGGCUUGCUUUGCAAUGAAUAUACCUUCAUUUCAAAA